UUACUCACCCUCAGUUUCUUGUGUGCAGGGACACAAUGAAGCUUUUGCUUGUGGCUGCUGUCUUUGGGCUUUGCUUUGCCCAACACGACCCAAACACUAAACAUGGCAGGACCUCCAUUGUUCAUCUGUUUGAGUGGCGUUGGGCAGACAUAGCUGCAGAAUGUGAAAGAUACCUGGCACCUAAUGGCUACGCUGCAGUUCAGAUCUCUCCCCCCAGUGAGAGCAUUAUAGUAACCAAUCCCUGGCACCCUUGGUGGCAGAGGUAUCAACCAAUCAACUACAACUUGUGCUCCAGAUCCGGAACAGAGGAGGAGCUAAGAGACAUGAUCACUCGCUGUAAUGAUGUUGGGGUGAGCAUAUAUGUGGAUGCAGUGAUUAAUCACAUGUGUGGAGCUUCUGGUGGAGAGGGCACUCACUCUAGCUGUGGAUCAUACUUCAACGCUAAAAACAAAGAUUUCCCAUCUGUCCCUUACUCUUCAUGGGACUUCAAUGAUAGCAAAUGUAAAUCGGCCAGUGGAGACAUUGAGAACUACAAUGAUAUUAACCAGGUCAGAGAUUGUCGCUUGGUGAGUCUCCUGGAUUUGGCCCUGGAGAAGGAUUACGUUAGAGGAAAAGUGGCUGAAUAUCUGAACAGACUGAUUGAUAUGGGUGUGGCUGGAUUUAAAGUGGAUGCUGCCAAGCACAUGUGGCCUGGUGAUCUUAGUAAUGUUUUCGGGAGACUCAAAAACCUGAACACCACCUGGUUUUCGCCUGGUUCCAGGCCUUUUAUUUAUCAAGAGGUUAUUGAUCUGGGUGGAGAGCCCAUUAAAGCCUGUGAAUAUUUUGAACUUGGUAAAGUGACAGAGUUCAAGCACUGUGGGAAACUAGGGAAAGUCAUUCGUAAAUGGGACGGAGAAAAACUAAGUUACCUUAAUAGGAGCUGGGGAGAGGGCUGGGGUUUCAUGCCCUCUGAUAAAGCUGUGGUGUUUGUGGAUAACCACGAUAAUCAGAGAGGUCACAGUGCUGGUGGAGCUUCUGUUUUAACAUUCUGGGAAUCCAGGAUGUACAAAAUCGCAACAGGGUUCAUGUUGGCUCAUCCAUACGGUUUGACCAGAGUGAUGUCUAGCUACCACUGGGAUCGAAACUUUGUUAAUGGAAAGGAUCAGAAUGACUGGAUGGGCCCUCCAAGUAAUGUAAAUGGAUCCACUAAUCCAGUACCCAUUAACCCAGACACCACCUGUGGGGAUAACUGGGUGUGUGAGCACAGAUGGCGCCAAAUCAGGAAUAUGGUCAUUUUUCGCAAUGUGGUCAAUGGCCAGCCUCUCAGCAACUGGUGGGACAAUGGCAAUAAUCAGAUUAGCUUUAGCCGUGGCAGCAAAGGAUUCAUCGUGAUCAAUAAUGAUGAUUGGGAAAUGAAAGUGACCCUGAACACCAGCCUUCCUGAAGGAACGUACUGUGAUAUCAUCUCUGGAGAUAAGAGUGGCAAAAUUUGCACUGGAAAAAAGAUCUCAGUGGGUUCGGAUGGACACGCCACUUUUAACAUCAGCCACACAGAGGAGGAUCCAUUUAUUGCCAUCCAUACUGAAUCUAAACUAUAGAUUCAGUGAGAAGAAAAUGAUUUGAAAGCAAUGUCACUCAAAGCAGUGUGGUCAAUGCAUUUGUUUAAACAAAUUCAUCAUGACAUUAAAAGUAAUUUAAUAAUU
Messenger RNA from Paramisgurnus dabryanus, 1682 nucleotides. RefSeq names its product amylase alpha 2A-like 1 (gene amy2al1). Lineage: Eukaryota; Metazoa; Chordata; Actinopteri; Cypriniformes; Cobitidae. Gene Ontology annotation, molecular function: alpha-amylase activity; cation binding. The record is from RefSeq and is a predicted model, not a curated record. Gene Ontology annotation, biological process: carbohydrate metabolic process.